Molecule: messenger RNA, 264 nt
Organism: Acanthamoeba castellanii str. Neff
Lineage: Eukaryota; Discosea; Longamoebia; Acanthamoebidae
Exons: 2
Biological process (GO): peptidyl-lysine methylation
Cellular component (GO): cytoplasm
Molecular function (GO): protein-lysine N-methyltransferase activity
Source: RefSeq, a predicted model, not a curated record
AUGGAGCAGCAGGGGGCGUGGCGUCGAGAGUGGAAGACGGACGAGGAGCGCUACAACGCUGCUUUCCACUGGGAGGUAGCUGGCCGCCCCAUCACCAUUCGGCAGAGCCGAGUCACGUCGCCCGGCACGGUGGGGGGCACGCUGUGGGACAGCAGUCUCGUGUUGGCCAAGUACCUGGAGCGCCAGUACCACCCCGACGGGCUGGCCGGCCGUCGCAUCAUCGAGCUCGGCAGCGGCUGCGGCCUGGUCGGGACAUCGCCGCUG